Xenopus tropicalis (tropical clawed frog) is the source of this 10332-nucleotide messenger RNA. RefSeq names its product fibrillin 1 (gene fbn1). The record is from RefSeq and is a predicted model, not a curated record. The coding region runs from base 353 to 8953 and encodes 2866 amino acids. The transcript is spliced from 66 exons. Lineage: Eukaryota; Metazoa; Chordata; Amphibia; Anura; Pipidae. Gene Ontology annotation, biological process: anatomical structure morphogenesis; animal organ development; negative regulation of osteoclast development. Gene Ontology annotation, cellular component: non-collagenous component of basement membrane; microfibril. Gene Ontology annotation, molecular function: calcium ion binding.
CUUGCCUGUCUCCCUCUGUGUAUGUGAAUGGGCGGGUCCACUGGUCCACUCAGCUUUGGAUCUUGUGUAUUGUCCCUAACGGCCAUUUGUUCUAUAAAUUCUAAAUAGCAUCUGUGUGGGCAGCACAAGGGCCACAUGCCAUGCUUGGGUGGCUGCUGAAGGCAGACGCGGAGCUCGCUGCAUAGUCACCUCAAGCUGCUGCUGCUGCUGCUGCUGGGGGAGCUGCACAAUCUGGGGGUAGGGCAGUUCAACCUUCUCACAGCCCAGGACUUGUCGGAGGCUGCACAUCUGAAGCAGUGGGAGUGAGAGUGGAUCAGAGGGAGAGCUCCUGCCAGUGAGCUGCGUGAGGAGGAUGAGGCUGCUGGGGAGCCUGCGGGGCUGCUGGGCACUUACACUGCUCCUGUGUGUCAGCUCCACUCACACCGCCGCCGAGAAAGAUGCGCCGCCCGCAGAUAGCGCCAAGGAGCCCAGAGCCAGCAGAGCCAAGAGGAGAGGCGGAGGCACAGGCGCACCGCACGAUGUACUCAAAGGGCCCAAUGUUUGUGGAUCGCGGUACAAUGCUUACUGUUGUCCUGGAUGGAAAACGCUUCCUGGAGGGAACCAAUGUAUUGUCCCUAUUUGUCGGCAUUCUUGUGGGGAUGGUUUUUGCUCUCGGCCAAAUAUGUGCACUUGUCCCACUGGACAGAUAGCUCCAUCAUGCGGAUCCAAGUCUAUCCAGCAGUGUAACAUCAGAUGUAUGAACGGAGGAACCUGCAGUGAUGAACAGUGUCAUUGCCAGAAGGGAUAUGCAGGGGCACACUGUGGCCAUCCUGUCUGUGAACAAGGAUGCCUUAAUGGUGGAAGAUGUGUUGCACCAAAUCGCUGUGCCUGCACUUAUGGCUUUACAGGACCACAGUGUGAAAGAGAUUACAGGACAGGACCAUGUUUCACAGUUGUAAGCAACCAAAUGUGCCAAGGGCAGCUGAGUGGGAUAGUGUGCACAAAGACGCUAUGUUGUGCAACUGUUGGGAGAGCUUGGGGCCACCCUUGUGAAAUGUGCCCUGCCCAGCCACAUCCAUGCCGGCGUGGCUUCAUACCAAACAUCCGAACAGGAGCAUGUCAAGAUGUGGAUGAAUGUCAAGCAAUCCCAGGAAUGUGCCAAGGUGGAACUUGCAUUAAUACAGUUGGAUCUUUUGAAUGCAAAUGUGCAGCUGGACACCGGUUUAAUGAUAUAACACAAAAGUGUGAAGAUAUUGAUGAAUGCAGCAUUAUACCAGGAAUCUGUGAAUCGGGUGAAUGUGCAAAUACGGUUGGCAGUUACUUUUGCAAGUGCCCUCCAGGAUUUUACACUUCAGCUGAUGGUUCAAGAUGUGUAGAUAUCCGUCCUGGGUAUUGUUUCACUUCUUUAGCAAAUGGAAGGUGCAUCAACCAGCAACCACAAACAGUAACGAAAACGCAGUGUUGUUGUGAUUCAGGAAGAUGUUGGUCUCCAGGGCCGACAACUCCACCAGACAUGUGUCCAAUUCGUGGAACUGAUGAAUAUCGCAAACUGUGUAUAGUACCAGGUGUCCCUCCGAUUGGUCCAGAGUAUCCCCCCCUGGGUCCAAUUGAUGGCAUUCGACCAUUCCAACCCAUCUAUCCACCUCCAGUUUACCCAGGAUACCCAACCCGUGGCCCGUCUGUGGUUGUUGGAGUUAACGUGAGCCAGCAGCAGCAAAUAACAGAUUACUGUGCUCUGUUCCGUAACCUCUGUUUACACGGCCGCUGUAUUCCAACCCCUGGAAGUUACCGUUGUGAGUGUAACAAAGGCUUCACCUUGGAUGGUAGAGGAGAAUGCAUUGAUGUCGAUGAGUGUGAAAAUAAUCCAUGUCUCCAUGCUGAUUGUGUUAACACACCAGGAUCCUAUAUUUGCAAGUGCUAUCCUGGAUUUCAGAGUACAUCGACCCGGACAGAGUGCAGAGACAUUGAUGAGUGCUUACAAAAUGGAAGAAUCUGUAAUAACGGGCGAUGUGUGAACACAGAUGGAAGUUUUCACUGCGUGUGUAAUGCAGGCUUUCAAGUUUCAGCUGAUGGAAAAAAUUGUGAAGAUAUGGAUGAAUGCAGUGUGCGGAACAUGUGCCUAAAUGGCAUGUGCAUUAAUGAAGAUGGAAGUUUCAAAUGUAUCUGCAAACCCGGCUUCCAACUUGCUCCAAAUGGGCGCUUCUGCACAGAUAUUGAUGAGUGCGAGACGGCCGGCAUCUGUAUGAAUGGACACUGUGUUAAUACCGAGGGUUCCUUUAGGUGCGAGUGCUUCCCUGGUCUUGCAGUUGGACUUGAUGGACGAGUAUGUGUUGACACGCACAUGAGAAGCACGUGCUAUGGAGGCUACAAGCGGGGUCAAUGCGUCCGACCAUUGUUGGGAGCAGUCACAAAGUCCGAGUGUUGCUGUGCCAGUACUGAUUUUGCCUUUGGAGAGCCAUGCCAGCCUUGCCCUGCAAAGAUGUCAGAAGAGUAUCAAGCUCUGUGUAGCAGUGGACCUGGCAUGACAUCUGUAGGAACUGAUAUCAAUGAAUGUGCAUUGGACUCUGAAAUCUGUCCAAAUGGAAUUUGUGAAAAUCUUCGUGGAACCUACAAAUGCAUCUGUAAUGCAGGAUAUGACGUGGCUAUAACUGGGAAAAGUUGUGUUGAUAUUGACGAAUGUGCCUUGAACACGCUGCUCUGUGAUAAUGGACAGUGUCGGAAUACCCCAGGAAGUUUCUCCUGCACCUGCCCAAGUGGAUUUGUCUAUAAACCUGACCUUAAAACGUGUGAAGAUAUUGAUGAAUGCGAGUCCAAUCCCUGCAUUAAUGGGGUAUGCCGCAAUAUCCCAGGCUCCUUUGUGUGUGAAUGUCCCACUGGAAGUACCCUGGAUAAAACAAAGACAAUUUGCAUUGAAACCAUAAAAGGCACCUGUUGGCAGAACAUUGUGAAUGGAAGGUGUGAGAUCAACAUUAAUGGGGGGACUCUGAGAUCCCAGUGUUGUUCCACUCUAGGAGCAGCUUGGGGAAGUCCCUGCAUGCCCUGUGAAGCAGAUCCUGUCUGUGCAAAAGGCUUUGCCCGGUCCAGAGGCACAACAUGUGAAGAUGUUAAUGAGUGUGAUGUAUUUCCUGGAUUGUGCACUAAUGGCCAGUGUGUUAACACAAUGGGAUCCUUUGUCUGUCAAUGCCCAAGUGGAAUGACGCUGGAUGCUUCAAAACGCACAUGUCUUGACAUCCGCCUUGAGAUCUGCUACCUAAAACAUGAAGAUGAAGAAUGCAGUGCUCAAAUUGCUGGUCGGCACAGGAUGGAUGCAUGUUGCUGUUCUGUGGGUGCUGCCUGGGGCCCUGACUGUGAUGAGUGCCCUGAGAAAGGAACAACUGAGUUUGAAACUCUAUGCCCCAGGGGGCCAGGCUUUGCUUCUAAGGAGAUAGCACCUGGAAAAACAUUCUCUAAAGAUAUCAAUGAAUGCAGAAUGAUCCCGAGUCUGUGCAAGUAUGGGAAGUGCAAAAACACUAUAGGCAGUUUCAAGUGUAGGUGUGACAAUGGAUUUGCUCUUGAUGCUGAGGAAAGAAACUGCACAGAUAUUGAUGAAUGCCGAAUAUCUCCUGAUGUCUGUGGACAAGGCAACUGCGUUAACACUCCAGGAGAUUUUGAGUGUGACUGCUUUGAAGGAUACGAGAGCGGCUUUAUGAUGAUGAAGAACUGUAUGGAUAUUGAUGAAUGUGAGAGAAACCCCCUGUUGUGCCGUGGUGGUAUCUGCCUGAAUACUGAAGGAAGCUUUAAAUGUGAAUGCCCUCCUGGGCAUGAAGUGGCCCCAGAUAAUUCUGCAUGUAUAGAUAUCAAUGAAUGUGAGCUCAGUACUGAUCUCUGCAGACAUGGCAGAUGUAUAAACCUCAUUGGCAGAUACCAGUGUGCCUGUGAGCCUGGAUAUCAGUUAACACCAGAUAAACUGUCUUGUGUUGACACUAAUGAGUGUGAUUUCUUCAAUGGGGGCUGUGACACCUUCUGUACCAACUCUGAAGGAAGCUAUGAGUGCCACUGCAGAGACGGCUUUGCUCUAAUGCCUGACCACCGAUCAUGUACUGAUAUUGAUGAGUGUGAGACAAAUCCAAAUAUCUGUGAUGGGGGUCAGUGUACCAACAUUCCCGGAGAAUACAGGUGUUUGUGCUUCGAAGGAUACAUGGCAUCAGAUGAUAUGAAAACUUGCUUGGAUGUUGAUGAGUGUGAACUCCACUUGAACAUCUGUCUUAGCGGAAGUUGUGAAAACACUAAAGGUUCCUUCAUCUGCCAUUGUGAUCCUGGUUAUUCUGGCAAAAAAGGACAAACUGGAUGCACAGAUAUCAAUGAGUGUGAGAUUGGAGCCCAUAACUGUGACCGUCACGCCACCUGUACAAAUACUCCAGGGAGCUUCAAAUGCAGCUGCAGUCCAGGAUGGGUAGGAAAUGGAAUCAAAUGCUCGGAUCUUGAUGAAUGCUCAAAUGGAACACAUCUGUGUAGCCCAAAUGCUGACUGCAAAAACACAAUGGGAUCAUACAGAUGUUUGUGCAAAGAAGGAUAUGUCGGGGAUGGAUUUACUUGCACAGAUGUUGAUGAGUGCUCAGAAAAUCUGAAUCUGUGUGGAAAUGGCCAGUGCCUAAACACCCCAGGAGGAUACCGCUGUGACUGUGACAUGGGAUUCUUACCAAGUGUGGAUGGGAAGGCAUGUGAAGAUAUUGAUGAAUGCACUUUACCCAACAUCUGUGUGUUUGGAACAUGCCGAAACCUUCCUGGCCUGUUCCGCUGUGACUGCGACACAGGCUACGAGCUGGACAGAACUGGGGGUAACUGCACAGAUGUGGAUGAAUGUUCUGAACCAACAAUGUGUAUCAGUGGUACUUGUCAGAAUACUCCUGGCAGUUACACCUGUGAAUGCCCUCCAGAUUUUGAGCUGAACCCAACAAGGGUUGGAUGUGUUGAUACCAGGUCCGGAACUUGUUAUUUGGAUGUGAAACCACGGGGAGAUAAUGGAGAUGUGUCCUGCAGUAAUGAAAUUGGAGUUAGUGUUCCAAAGGCUUCUUGCUGUUGCUCUCUUGGAAAAGCCUGGGGGACACCAUGUGAACUGUGUCCAGCUGUAAACUCAAGUGAAUAUAAAGUCCUUUGUCCUGGUGGUGAAGGAUUUAGACCAAAUCCUAUUACAGUUAUCUUGGAAGAUAUUGAUGAAUGCCUGGAGUUGCCUGGUCUCUGUCAGGGUGGAAAGUGUAUCAACACGUUUGGUAGCUUCCAAUGUCGCUGUCCACCUGGCUACUACCUUAAUGAAGAGACCCGUGUUUGUGAUGAUGUCAAUGAAUGUGAUCAGCCUGGCAUUUGUGGACCUGGAACAUGCUUUAACACUGUUGGAAACUAUACCUGCAUCUGUCCUCCUGAUUACAUGCAAGUAAAUGGAGGAAAUAAUUGCAUGGAUAUGAGAAGGAGUUUAUGCUUCAGAAACUAUUAUGCUGAAAACCAGACUUGUGAUGGAGAACUGCUUUACAACAUGACGAAAAAAAUGUGCUGCUGUUCCUAUAAUAUUGGCCGAGCAUGGCACAGACCUUGUGAGGAAUGUCCUUUGCCAAGUACAGAUGAAUUUGCAAGUCUCUGUGGAAGUGCAAGACCUGGAUUUUUGAUUGAUAUUUACACAGGGCUGCCUGUUGACAUUGAUGAAUGCAGAGAAAUUCCUGGUGUGUGUGAAAAUGGAGUUUGUAUAAACAUGGUGGGCAGUUUCAGGUGCGAAUGUCCCAUGGGAUUCUUCUACAAUGACAAGCUACUGAUAUGUGAAGAUAUUGAUGAAUGUCAGAAUGGACCUGUAUGUCAAAGAAAUGCAGACUGUGUGAACACCCCAGGAAGUUACCGCUGUGACUGCAAACCUGGUUACAAGUUUACAUCCACAGGCCAAUGUGUUGAUCGAAAUGAAUGCCAAGAAAUUCCAAACAUAUGCAGUCAUGGAGAAUGCACAGACACAACAGGAGGGUAUUAUUGUGUUUGUCACAAUGGAUUUAAAACAAAUGAAGAUCAGACGAUGUGCCUGGAUAUUAACGAGUGUGAACGAGAUCCUUGUGGAAACGGAACAUGUAAAAAUACUAUUGGUUCUUACAACUGUCGCUGCUUUGAUGGGUUUAUAUUGUCCCACAAUAAUGACUGCAUCGAUAUUGAUGAAUGUACCACACUUAAUGGUCAGCUGUGCAGGAAUGGACAGUGCAAUAAUACCGUUGGAUCUUUUGUGUGCCUGUGCAAUGAGGGGUAUGAAAAGGCUUCUGAUGAAAGAACAUGUCUUGAUAUCAAUGAGUGUGCCCUUGACCCUGGCAAAUGUGCACCAGGAACUUGUCAGAAUCUGGAUGGCGCCUACCGGUGCAUCUGUCCUCCUGGAUAUGUGUUGGAGGGUGACACAUGUAAAGACAUCGAUGAAUGUGUAGAGGAGCCUGAAAUCUGCGCUUUGGGUACCUGCAGCAAUGUGCCUGGGAGCUUCACGUGUCUCUGCCCAGAAGGCUUUGUGCUGUCAUCUACAGGAAAAAGAUGUCAAGAUUUAAGAGUAAGUUUCUGCUUUACCAAGUUUGAGGAUGGACAGUGCACUUCUCCCAAAGCUCGAAAUCACUCUAAACAAGAAUGUUGCUGUGCCCUUAAUGGAGCAGGAUGGGGCACUCCAUGUGAACUGUGUCCUGUGGAUGGAGAUGCCGCCUUACAGCAGAUUUGCCCCUUCGGAAUGGGAGUAAUAGUCGGACCAGAUGAUGAGCGAGUUGAUAUGGAUGAAUGUAUUGAUCCAGACAAAUGCAAAAAUGGACAGUGUAUUAACACAGAUGGCUCUUAUCGGUGUGAAUGCUCCUUUGGAUAUGUUCUCUCAGUAGAUGAAUGCAUAGAUAUCGAUGAAUGUUCUGUGGGAAACCCUUGUGGGAAUGGGACCUGCAAGAAUAUUAUUGGUGGAUUUGAGUGCACUUGUGAGGAGGGCUUCGAGCCAGGUCCAAUGAUGUCCUGUGAAGAUGUUAAUGAAUGUGCUCAGAAUCCUCUGUUAUGUGCAUUCCGAUGUGUCAAUACUUAUGGAUCUUAUGAAUGCAAGUGUCCAGCAGGAUAUGUUCUGCGGGAAGACAAAAGAAUGUGCAAAGAUCAAGACGAGUGUGAAGAUGGAACUCAUGAUUGUGAAUCUAAACAAAUGACGUGCAAAAACCUCAUUGGAACAUACAUGUGCAUAUGUGGCCCUGGAUAUCAGCGUAGAUUGGAUGGGGAGGGAUGCAUGGAUCUGAACGAAUGCCUAAAACCAGGAAUUUGUGAUAAUGGAAAGUGUGUGAACACAAUGGGAAGUUACAAAUGUGACUGUCUUGAGGGUUUCAAUGCGAGUGCUACUGAAACAGAGUGCAUUGACAACAGGCUGGGCUAUUGCUUCACUGAAGUAUUACAUACCAUGUGCCAGAUCGGCUCCUCCAACAGGAAUUCAGUUACCAAGUCGGAAUGCUGUUGUAACUCAGGGAGAGGCUGGGGUAUAAACUGUGAGAUUUGCCCCUUCCAAGGCACAGUUCAGUUUAAGAAGCUCUGUCCUUAUGGUAAAGGGUUCACCACCGGCGGAGAAGAUAUUGAUGAGUGUCAAGUGCUUCAUGGUAUCUGCCGCAAUGGACAAUGCGUUAACGAGAGAGGGACAUAUCGGUGUGAAUGCAAUCCCGGUUAUACACCUGAUAUAACUGGUACAUCUUGCAUAGAUCUGGAUGAGUGCAGUCAGUCACCCAAACCUUGCAACUUUAUAUGUAAAAACACAGACGGGAGUUUCCAGUGUUCCUGCCCAAGAGGAUACAUUCUGCAGGAGGAUGGACGAAGCUGCAAAGACCUCGAUGAAUGUGCAACAAAACAACAUAACUGCCAGUUUAUUUGUGUUAACACCAUUGGAGGAUUCACCUGUAAAUGCCCCCCUGGUUUCACGCAGCAUCACACAGCAUGCAUUGACAACAACGAGUGUGCUUCAGAUGUUAGUCUAUGUGGAGCUAAAGGUAUCUGCCAGAAUACCCCGGGGAGCUAUUCUUGUGAUUGCCAGCGUGGAUUUACUCUGGAUCAGAGUGGAGCUGCUUGUGAAGAUGUUGAUGAAUGUGAUGGAAGCCAUCGUUGUCAACACGGAUGCCAAAAUAUAGUUGGAGGGUAUAGAUGUAGCUGCCCACAAGGAUAUCUUCAGCAUUACCAGUGGAAUCAGUGUGUGGAUGAGAAUGAAUGUCUGAAUGCCCAUGCCUGUGGAGGAGCCUCCUGCCACAACACUCUUGGAAGCUUUAAGUGCAUGUGUCCUACAGGAUUUCAGUUUGAGCAGUUUGCUGGAGCGUGCCAAGAUGUCAAUGAAUGCAGUUCUAGUCAAGCACCUUGCAGUUUUGGCUGUUCUAACACAGAAGGUGGCUACGUUUGUGGAUGUCCACCUGGAUAUUUCCGAAUAGGACAAGGUCACUGUGUAACGGGAGGAGGACUAAGUAGAGCUCAGGACAUGGCUGUCAGUGGGGAAAUAGAUGACAACUCUCUGUCACCUGAAGCUUGCUACGACUGUAAAAUAAAUGGCUAUCCUAAGAGAGGAAGGAAAAGAAGGAGCACUAAUGAGACAGCCCUAAAUGGCGAAGAGGAACAACUGGAACCCCCAGUUAGUCUUGAAAGUUGGGAUAUUGAAAAACCAUUAAUCCUAUCCUUCAACAUAUCUCACCUAAACAACAAAGAACGUAUUUUAGAGCUCACGCCUGCUCUAAAUACGUUAACGAACCACAACAGAUAUUUAAUAGACUCUGGAAAUGAAGAUGGACUCUUUAGAAUAAACCAAAAAGAUGGUAUAAGUUACUUACAUCUGACAAAGAAGAAGCCAGCGCCCGGUUCCUACUCCAUAGAGAUCAACAGUGUUCCUCUCUACAAGGAGAAAGAGCUUUUCCAGCUUGAAGAUAAACAUGACAGAGACUACCUCAGCGGGGAACUGGGCGACAUUCUUAAAAUGAAAAUUACAAUCCUACUCCAUUAAUUUUCCAGUCAAAGAAGAACCAAAUGAAAGCACAGAUGGACAGGUUGACAUGAAUGUUACCCUCGCUGAUUUGCCAAAGCCUAGGUACAAAACCUCAUAAAUGUUUUUUUCUAUUUUUUUAAAGAGCAUUUUCUUAUUUUCAUCUGUUGAGACAUGCAAGGUACAGGAUCAGAUUCCCAGCUCAUUACAACCACUUUCUCAGGCCUCUUGAAAAAUCGGAAUUUAGACCUGGGGACUUUUAUUUGGAAGUUGUGCUGAAAGAUUCGAGAAUAUCAGCACAGGGACUCAAAUUGAUCCUCUUGAUGGACUUCUCUAUUUUAUAAAUGAAAAUUUGAUAUAAAACCAACAACUCAAUCUGUCCAACCUUUAGAAUACAUUUUUUUUGGUGCUAGAAACUUUGGAAGUUUUUUUUUUUUUCCUUUUAAUAAAUGCACUGUAAUAUUUACACAACUUAAAAGCCAACAGUUACUCUGUGUAAACAUCUACAAUUUACAACUCAACCAAAGUUAGCUCUAGUUUAUCUCAGUUAUCUUUAUAUGUCAUGUAAAUGACAUGUGUGUAUACUGUAAUCAUGCCUUUAUUUAUCCUCAAAGCAUCUGUAAAGUAGAUGGUAACCCGUCAGUCAGGGUUUGUUUUUUCAUUUUAACGGUGCUUGUAAACGACCAACUACUUGUUAAACGUAUACACAAACCUAGUGGUGCAACUUCUGUGACUAGGUAAUGCACUGAGGUCAGGUGACCAUACAUGAUUGACAGAUUAUCAGUGCCGUCUUACAAUAUGACAUUACAUUGCACAUCAGGAGUACCCAGAGGCGUUUGAACAAAGGGCUCAAUGUCAUAAAAGUUACAAUAAAUCAGUAUUAUUAUUUGUAAUAUUGCAUUUUAUUACUUGACCAAGCCAAAGUAGCUUUGUUACACCCUGCUUUUUAAUUGUAUAACAUUUUCCAUUACUGUAUGUUUAGUUCAUCCAUUGAUGGAUAGAGGAAAAUCAAGACAAUAUGCUUUCUUGUGAUGUCCUGUGGUACUCAGUUUUGCCUAACCGAAAACACACAAAAAAAUGUCUUUCAUAUUUGUGAAAAAAGAAAAAUGUACAAAAUAAAUCAGCAAGCAGUUGCUGUGACUCUUACCAAUAAGAAUGUAUGAAGGAAAGUCUUCUUUGUGCAGAAGGUCACAUAGUAAUGCUGUACAUGCACACUGUAAAUUGUUCUGGCUUGUCAUUGUAUGGUAUUGUAAAGACUGCACACAAAUAAUAUUUCUGAUGAGCCAUACAGAGAAAUGUUAUUAUAUUGAACAAAUCUAUAAGCUUUGCACUAGGAAAGGUAUAUCCAUGGAAUAACAUUAAAUAAAAGGGUUAAGAAAAACCUCACCAGCUAUACUAUU